UGUGAGUGGUGCAUAAAUAUACACAAACACACACCAAAGAAGAAAAGAGUAUUGAUAGUUGACUUUUCAAAGAACCUCAUUACAAGGAAAUAUCUUCCUAAAACUUAGGUGGAGCCAAAAUUUUGUAUUAAAAGUAUUAAGAGUUCAUGAUUCAUGCUAUAUGUGCAAAUUAAUGAGAAUACAUUUCAAAACACAAAACUACCAUUAAAUUUAUACAAACUGAGAUCCAAACCCAGCGUCAAUAACUGUUCAGAACAAAAAUUUUCAUAAGCAUGCUGAAAGACACAUCAGGUGCAUCACACAUUUGGCUUCAUGCAAAUCUCACUGGUUGUCCUCAAUAUCUCCACACCCCUCUGACAACAUCCUCAAACCUGCUUCACACCUAACUCUACCACUCCUGGGCUAAUUCAACCAUUUAGGCAAACAAAAGGCACAAACAGUCUUGUCUGGCUUCUUGUCCAUGUGGAUUCUCACUAACAGGUAAGACAGAAGGCAAACGAGCAAUGUAUCGUGGCUUGGGGCUUGCCUAAUAUUAGGCACAUUGAUGCUGCCUCAGGGCUCUACUGCUUGGGCAUAGACUCCACCCCACAGAGUCAACACCUCAGAAAGCAAGAGACUCAUCAGACUCAUCAGAAACGUGACAGAACACCUAAAGAGCAGAGCACCCGCUUUCAAGGACAAUCACAUCAGCCAAACUGUUCUACUGUGGGACUGUCAUUAACUUCAGAAGGUCCACUGUGGACGUAUUCCAUUGACGAUACUUCCAACAUCCUGUCGAAGCUGACAACAGAUAAGGCUGACAAACCACACAUUAUUGGACUGGAAUAACUACACCAAUAUGGACAUUCUCCAGGGGAGAAAACCGAAGAAACCCCAUUACAUUCCACGCCCUCCUGGCAAACCUUUCAAAUAUCAGUGCUUCCAAUGUCCCUUCACCUGCAACAUCAAGUCUCAUCUCUUCAACCACAUGAAGUACAAUCUUUGCAAGAAUUCCAUCUCUCUGGUAUCACAGCGCAUGGAACAGACAGGAAAAACAACCAGAGCUUCCCAGCAUAAUCUUCCUUUCAAUCAGACCAGUAAAGAGCCACCCCUGGAAGCUGAAUCCAACAAACCUAUAGAAAUAGUCAACGACAAGGUUGAACAAGAGGAGAUGGUUAAAGAAACAAGACAAAUGCCUGGAAGUCCCAUCAAGGAGGUCAGUAAGCAAGUCCCUGAGCCAGUCCGUGAAACCAGGGACAAAAGUGCAGACAUGGACAUUGCACAGAACAAAAUCUCUUCAGCUUUCUCGCCAGUUACACGAACAGGGGAAAGUGAAACUCUAUCUCGGUCUCCACACAAAGACGAUCAAACAUCUUCAUCCAUUUCUCAAUUCUACACUCAAAUGGCACCUUGGGUUCCACCUGUUUCCACAGCACCUCUUCUUCCUCUAAUACAAGACUAUCCUUCAUACAUGGUACCCGAGAGGCCCUUGCACUCCCUCUAUGCGCCCUACCCACAUAACCAAGCAAACACCCCAGCCUACCAACUAACACCCCGAGAGACCCAGAGACCUCUGGUGCCAUCACCUUUGGUCCCGCCUAGCCCUUCUCUUCUCCACUCUUAUCACUACAGAUAUGGUCAUUCAAUUAUACCCGGUCCACCUCUACCCUACAGCCUCUACCAACACCCUGAACUAUCCAUGUCCUUACAGAGAACCAGGUAUCUUCCUGUAGAUGUGUACAGCAACAGAUUUUAUCCUCGAGAGUACGGAGGGCACCUGGUCCCCAUUUCUCAUCAGGAUUCUUACAGCAGACUUCCUGAAGACAUGGCUGUCCAGGAGCACAGUCCAGGAGACAAAGGUACUCGCCAGAGUCCUUUAGAAGGAUGUGCCGCCUCUGGGUCUCCAGACAGGCCCAGUACCGCAGAUGUUACCCAGCGUAACCCUGCUGCAAUUAGGCUCGCUUCCCAUGGGGAGUCACUCCCAAUCAGUCAAUCACAUCAUGUCUUACCAGGGACAACUACAGCAACCAACAACUUAACCAAGAAAUCAUGUGGACAACCUCAAGAAAACAUGCUACAAAAUAGAAAGAUGAAUGAACCCCAAACCACUGAUUCUCCAAGAAGCAGUGAGAUUUCAUCAGAAAAGGAAGAGGAUGAAGAAAAUGAGGAGGAGCCAGGUCCUCUUAACCUUUCAAAGAGGGACCAGGCCAUAUCCAGCAACAUGACACACCACUACUCUGACCGAGAGCUACAUUAUGAUUCAGACAGUAGUCAAGAAGAGGCACCGCUCAACCUCUGCCUCAGGAGACAGCCCAACAACCAAGCCUUGCCCAACACCACAGGCUCUGAAACUCCAGAGAGACAAACCAUCAUAAAUGUUGAGGUAUCCACAAUUGCUUCACAUAGAAAACAAGACCUAGACCCAUGUGACCAGAGACACUCAGCGGCCUUUGCUCUGUGUCAGCUAGCUAGUUCAAGGGACGUUAUCAGUGACUCCUCUAUUGGCCAACAAGAAAUGGCCGAGAGUCAAAACAGCCAACGCCUUCCUCCCCCAGACAAGUGCCCAGUCAAAGACACUCCAGACACACCCAAACAGAGCACACGGGCACUGGGUCAAAAACGGGCAAACAACAGACCUCUGAGGCACAAUACCAAAAGAGCAAAGGUAAAAGAACCAUCCCGAACUCAAAGAAAGAGGUCACAAAACUGCUGAUGCAGAGAUUUCAAAGAAUGGAAUGCUGCAAUUCAAAUAGCUGAAAGAAAGGAGUUUCAGUGAAAAGAUCAAUUCUCAAGAGACUUUACAGGAAGAUGGCCAACCUCUUUCAGCUGUCAGAGGCCAUGGGAUCAAAUUCAAAGACUAUGCAUGAACUGAUAAAAUGUAUACCUUUAAUCCAAUGUAAGUUGCUUUGGAUAAAAGCGUCUGGCUAAUGGAUAAAUAUAUAUGUAGAUAAUUCCAAAAUAAAACAUUAUGCACUGAUUGGAAAAAGAAGGCAGCCCAGAUAGUCACUGAAAGUUUUUGAUAGACUUACAAAAGUAUGUAUCAGUUCAUUAAAGGAAGCUGGGUGGUGGCAUUUUUAUUAUUUUCUUUUUUUUAAAAUAAAGAAGCAAGUCAAACUUGCACUAUUUGAAUAAAGUGUUUGCAUAAAGUAAA
Molecule: messenger RNA, 3130 nt
Organism: Megalobrama amblycephala (Wuchang bream)
Lineage: Eukaryota; Metazoa; Chordata; Actinopteri; Cypriniformes; Xenocyprididae
Gene: znf750
Product: zinc finger protein 750
Exons: 3
Coding region: 839-2692 (617 amino acids)
Biological process (GO): epidermis development; positive regulation of transcription by RNA polymerase II
Cellular component (GO): nucleus
Molecular function (GO): RNA polymerase II cis-regulatory region sequence-specific DNA binding; DNA-binding transcription activator activity, RNA polymerase II-specific; promoter-specific chromatin binding
Source: RefSeq, a predicted model, not a curated record